This is a messenger RNA of Racocetra fulgida, 823 nucleotides long. NCBI's taxonomy places the organism in Eukaryota, Fungi, Glomeromycota, Glomeromycetes, Diversisporales, Gigasporaceae. The record is from the annotation of a GenBank genome assembly.
CGAUUGGUUUCGUGAGGAAACACAAGAUGCUCAUUUACAAGAUGUCAUUGAUUUGUUACUUAACUUAACCAUAUUUAUGUAUAUCGGAGCAAUACUUCCAUGGUCUUCUUUUAAUUCAGAUCAUAUGUCUCUCAAAAAUCUUAUCAUCAUAAGCGUUCUUGUUCUGAUUUUUAGACGCUUACCGAUCGUAAUCUUGUUUAAAGGAUUCAUUCCGGCUUUUCACACUUUCAAAGAAGCUGCAUUUGCUGGUUAUUUUGGUCCAAUAGGAAUUGGCGCUAUAUUCUUAGCUAUGACUGUUGAAAAAGAAAUCAGUAGAAGACUAAAUGAUGAAUUAAAAGAUAUUGACGAAGGAUCCAUGUUACGUAUUCAAGAAAUAACUUUUCCAAUUGUUGCAUUCAUUGUCCUCAGCUCUGUGAUCGUACAUGGAAUCACUGUUCCAAUACUUAAUAUUGGUUCAAGAAUUGACAUCGAACGAUUUCCAAGUAUAGCUAGUAUCAGCAGUCAAGUAGCAAGAUUACCGGUAAUAGAUUUUGUCGAAAGUUUAACUUUAGAAAGAGAUAAUAAGGGUCGCGUAAGGAAGAAGGAAAAGAUGAGGGCUGAAUUUGCACCUAAAAACAAAGAUGAAUUCUAUCAGGAUGUUCACAAGGCAAAUAUGGAAGAUGAGCAAAAUGAGGGAAAUGGUGUUUAUACACAUAAUCAUAUAGAAACUGAUUUGUUAAUUGAAAAUGAGCAAAAUGACCAAGAUAAUGUUAAUUCUGUUGAUUACCAUUGGUUACACUCUAGUGAAUGUUCAAGCCAUCCACAAUAUGUACACAGACCUUAA